AUGGACCGUCCUCAUCAGCUGUUGGUGAAGAUCUCUCUUCUGCCUCCGACACACCUCGCGGUGCUGGUUGCUUCCGUGCUGUUGGUGUCGGCGACGAUAUCCUAUCUCUGCACGAGGCAGAAAUAUCCCAAUGUGCCGACCCUCCGAAUCUCCCCCAAGCCCGGCAUCUUCGGGGCCUGGGAGGAUAGGAAGCUCUGGGUGAAUGAUGCUCUCAACGUCCUGCUCCUUGGCUACGAGAAAUACUCCAGCAAACAGCAGCAUUAUUUGGUGGAGCGACCCGAGGGAAAACUGCUCAUCGUCGCUCCCAAUUUCAUCGAAGAGGUCCGACGGGCGCCCGAGACUCACGUUCAGAAUACCCCAGCCAAUAAUGAUCUGACCCAGUUGCGCCACACGCUUCAUCCGAAAAUGGAGACCAACCAGUUCCACCACGAAAUCCCACUCCGCAAAUCGCUGACGGAGAGUCUGGGACCGAAGUUGGGCGACAUUGUCGAAGAAGCCAAACUGAGUCUCGAGGCUCAGAUCGGGAAGACAAAGAACUGGGAGCCUCGUCAGAUGUAUCCGCUAGGAUUUCGCGUCGUGACCCGGACCGCCAAUCGCCUCCUUUUUGGCCUUGAGUUGACUCGAAACCCGGAAUUUGAGCAGCUAUCGAUCGACUACGCCGGCAUUUUCUUUGGGGGAGCCGAAAAAAUCCGAGGAUGGCCUGAAUACCUUAAGCCACUGGUCAUGUGGUGGUCCACAGGCAUUAGGCGUGCACGUAAAGAGGCGAAUCGACACCUAGGGCCCGUAAUUACGCAGCGGAUUCGGGACGAGGAUCGAUAUAUUGCCGAAGGUCGGGCCGAGGAGUGGAAAAAGAUCAAACCCGAAGACGUGAUCCAAUGGAUCUUGGACGUAGCUCCGCCCGCCGAUCGACGCGUCGACCAUAUGGUGUACCGGAUGCUUCACAUCAAUAUCGGCGCGAUUCACACCAGCAGUAUCUCGUUCCUCGAGGCGUUCUACUUCUUAUCGAUUCAUCCACAGUACCACAAAGACCUUCGCGAUGAGAUCGAGACCAUAUUUCGGCAAGAGGGCGGCUGGACCAAACAAGCGCUUACGCACCUGAAGAGGGUCGACAGCUUUUUGACCGAGUCGCUGCGUCUGUGCCCUUUUACGGCCCUGAAAAUGCAGAGAUCGACCGUCCAAGACUGGAAGAUGAGUGACGGUACCCUGAUCCCGAAGGGCGUUCACUUCUGGUGCAAUUACCUGGCCAUGAGCCUCGACGAUAACGUGUGGGAGAAUGCCCGCGAGUUUGACCCGUGGAGGAUGUACCGCCUACGCCAGCUUGAAGGCGAGGAAAACAAGCAUCAGUUUGUGAUGACCACGCCCAAGAACCUCACGUUUGGCCACGGAAAGCAUGCCUGUCCCGGUCGAUUCUUCGCCGCCAAUGAGAUCAAGACUUUGCUCGCGUUGAUAAUCAUGCUGUAUGAUGUCCGCUGCCAGAAUCUUCCCGGUGGCGUCGAAGCCAUCAUCCACGGCGACUGGAUCAACCAGACUAAAGACCCCAUCAAGUAUCCGGUGGUCGAGUUCAAAUACCGGGGCCACUUGAUUCCCGACGACAUUCGACAUCUAUUCGUCGAGAUUUGA
This is a messenger RNA of Rhinocladiella mackenziei CBS 650.93, 1620 nucleotides long. RefSeq lists its product as uncharacterized. Lineage: Eukaryota; Fungi; Ascomycota; Eurotiomycetes; Chaetothyriales; Herpotrichiellaceae. The record is from RefSeq and is a predicted model, not a curated record. Bases 1 to 1620 code for a protein of 539 amino acids. The transcript is spliced from 4 exons. Gene Ontology annotation, molecular function: oxidoreductase activity, acting on paired donors, with incorporation or reduction of molecular oxygen; heme binding; monooxygenase activity.